Magnolia sinica is the source of this 2197-nucleotide messenger RNA. RefSeq names its product fumarate hydratase 1, mitochondrial. Gene Ontology annotation, biological process: malate metabolic process; fumarate metabolic process; tricarboxylic acid cycle. Gene Ontology annotation, molecular function: fumarate hydratase activity. The transcript is spliced from 18 exons. Bases 378 to 1865 code for a protein of 495 amino acids. Gene Ontology annotation, cellular component: mitochondrion; tricarboxylic acid cycle heteromeric enzyme complex. The record is from RefSeq and is a predicted model, not a curated record. Lineage: Eukaryota; Viridiplantae; Streptophyta; Magnoliopsida; Magnoliales; Magnoliaceae.
AACCUACGAGCGUUUCAUGGUUUGAAUUUUGAAAAGUCCAUUUUCAGAUGCGUGUUGAGAUUCCCCACAAGCCUUGGUGGAUGGUCAGAAAUUCGUGUGUGUACGGACUCGCCAUCCACGCAGACCGCAUGGAGUCUUUUCAGUCAAACGAUAGGGCAUUAUUCACUAAACCAACGGUCACGAUUACAACAUAUCCAGGAACUCAGAGCCCGAGCUUAUUCUAGCCGAGGAUCAUAGUAUUCUUCCUCUCCUCCAACUCUUCGAUUUCCCUUUUCUCAUUUUCUCUUCUCUCUCUCCGGCGAACUUUCCCGGUGAAAGGCACAAGUCCUGUGAGAUUUCCGGCCUUUCUUUCAAAAAUCCCGCAGGGUUUUUAGAAGAUGGCGAUGUUUAUGGCGUCGCGGCGCCUGUCAUCUCUAUCAACUUCAUCUCUGCUAGUAGGGACGUUGCGUUUGAGUUAUAGCAGGUUGAUGUCGACGUCGUUCAGGGAGGAGAAAGAUACAUUCGGCCCGAUACGCGUCCCCUCUGACAAGCUGUGGGGGGCGCAGACUCAAAGGUCAUUGCAGAACUUUGAUAUCGGUGGAGAGCAUGAACGGAUGCCUGAACCAAUCAUCCGUGCCUUUGGCAUCCUUAAGAAAUGUGCCGCCAAGGUGAACAUGGAAUAUGGUCUCGAUCCAUCUAUUGGGAAAGCAAUAAUGGAAGCUGCCCAAGAAGUUUCUGAGGGAAAACUGAAUGAGCAUUUCCCACUCGUCAUAUGGCAGACUGGCAGUGGGACUCAGAGCAACAUGAAUGCCAAUGAGGUGAUUGCAAAUAGAGCAUCUGAGAUUCUUGGCCAUAAACGUGGUGAAAAGUUUGUGCAUCCAAAUGACCAUGUGAAUAGGGCACAAUCUUCAAAUGAUACAUUUCCAACUGUCAUGCACAUUGCUGCAGCGGUUGAAAUAAACUCGAGGUUUAUACCGAGUUUGAAACAGUUGCAUACUUCAUUACAUUCCAAGUCUGUUGAGUUCAAAGACAUUAUUAAGAUUGGACGCACGCAUACUCAAGAUGCAACACCUUUAACUCUUGGGCAGGAGUUCAGUGGUUAUACUACACAAGUAAAAUAUGGAAUCGAUCGAGUCACUGGUACUCUACAACGCAUGUAUCAGCUUGCGCAGGGUGGUACUGCUGUGGGAACUGGAUUGAAUUCCAAAAAAGGGUUUGAUGUAAAAAUUGCUGCUGCAGUAGCUGAAGAAACUAAUCUACCAUUUGUAACUGCUGAAAACAAGUUUGAAGCUUUGGCAGCACAUGAUGCUUUUGUUGAAACUAGCGGAGCCCUAAACACAGUUGCAACUUCUCUUAUGAAAAUCGGAAAUGACAUUCGGCUGUUGGGAAGUGGUCCACGUUGUGGCCUUGGGGAACUUAUUCUACCAGAAAAUGAGCCUGGCAGCAGUAUCAUGCCUGGAAAGGUUAACCCUACACAAUGUGAGGCUCUUACCAUGGUCUGUGCUCAGGUCAUGGGUAAUCACGUGGCCAUUACAGUGGGUGGAUCAAAUGGUCAUUUUGAGCUUAACGUAUUCAAGCCAAUGAUUGCUAGUGCGCUUCUACGAUCAGUGAGAUUACUUGGGGAUGCAUCCGCUUCCUUUGAAAAGAACUGUGUAAGGGGAAUUCAAGCCAAUCAUGAAAGGAUUUCGAAAUUAUUGCAUGAGUCCCUGAUGCUUGUUACGUGUUUGAACCCUAAAAUCGGUUAUGACAAUGCUGCAGCAGUUGCCAAGAAAGCACACAAGGAGGGAACGACUCUGAAGGAAGCGGCAUUGACUCUUGGAGUGCUCAAGCCACAUGAAUUUGAUGAACUCGUUGUACCAGAGAAGAUGAUCAGCCCCUCUGAUUGAGAUCUGAUCUAUUCAGGAGCUCACGGCAAUGCUUCCUCCCAUGUCAUCCUGAAGGUCCAUUUUUGCACCCAUUUCUAACCACAUUGGCCUGCGACAAGGAUGCUCAAUAAAGGUGCGAUUUUCUGCUGCUUUCAACCAUUAUUGGGGUGGCUUUUUUUUUUUUUUUUUUUUUCAUUGAACUAUUUUUGGUAGGUUUGUUGAUUAUACUCUUGCCUGUCUGAUGAUUGGUUAAUAAGUACACCCCAUGUAACGGAAAAAAACCAAUGAAUCAAAUCUGAGUAUUUUGAGAUAAUUGCUGUCAAUGAUCAAAUCCCCUCUCUAGCCUGCUCCAA